Pelagomonas calceolata is the source of this 2079-nucleotide messenger RNA. Lineage: Eukaryota; Pelagophyceae; Pelagomonadales; Pelagomonadaceae. The record is from the annotation of a GenBank genome assembly.
CCUCGAAGCCGACAUCUACGAGCAUUUCUUGGCUGCAUAAGCUGCUGCAGUCAACACGGAGAGCACUGCAGGGCGUGCAAGGCACCAAUGCGAAAAGCUGCAGCCGCUAUCGCGGGAGGCGCCGCUGCAGCAGCGAUCUACCUCGCACUGAGACGCCGCCGACGAAAAACGGACGACGCACGCAUCAUAGAAGUCCUCGACUUCUGGUUUAAGGGAGCCGACCGCGGGCGCAAGCUCUGGUUCGCGCGCGGCAAGGAUAGGGACGCGGCGGACGUUUUAGUGAGAGACCGCUUCGCGGGCGUCGUCGAGGAGGCGCUCUCUGGUAAGUUGGAGCACUGGCGCCGGACGCCGCGCGGUUCAAUCGCGCUCGUGGUCGUGCUCGACCAAUUGUCGAGGCACGUGCACCGCGACGAGGACCACACCCUUACUGCGAAGAGGGCCGCGGAAGUGUACCUGGAGGAUUUUGGGAGAUGGGACCCGCAUACGAGUCUGACGCCGUCGCAGCACGCAUUUGGAUUGUUGUCGAUGAGACACGCGAAUCGUUACAAUUACGAAGUAAUUGAGAAGCUUAUUGAAAGACGCCAAAACCACGACAAGCAGGAAGCCGAGGUGCUCGACAAGUUUCGAAGAGCUACACAACGUCGACGGCGCGAGCGCGCGGAGCCGCCGGGCGGAAGACCCAAUCUGAACGGUGAGGACGCGGAGUUGCUCGAUACGCGCUGUACCAGUGGAGGUACGUCGAGCAACGACUCGGAAGUCCAUGGCGUGCUGAAAGAAUUCUCAAAAACGCAUGACAAAUGCGCCGUGUCCUUAUCUGGCGGAGUAGACUCGAUGGUCCUGUUAUAUGUCCUUUCAAAACUCACAGAUGUGUCAGCGCUACACAUCAACUACGGCAACCGUCCCGAGGCGGACGCGGAGGCGGCGUUCCUGGAAAGGUGGUGCGCAUCGUUACAGAUACCUCUGAAGGUGCUACGAAUGCCUUCACAUUUGCGACGCGGCGUCACGGAUCGCGAACAGUACGAGAAGGAAGCUCGAGAGCUUAGGUUUGCGUUCUACCGGGAGGAGGGCGUCCCCGUACUGUUAGCGCACCACCGCGGAGACGUCAUGGAAAAUUGUAUCUCCAAUGCGCUGAAGGGCGCCGGGCCUUUGAGACUGGCGGGCAUGAAUGCACGAGAUAGGUUGUAUGACGUCGAGAUACGGAGGCCUCUUUUGACUUUGGACAAGGCGCAAAUUCUGAAAGUCGCGUAUGAUCACGGCGUGCCGUUUUUUCGCGACUCGACGCCGGCCUGGUCGACGCGCGGGCGGUUGAGAAAUGAGGUUUUACCUCUCCUAAAAGAUGUGUACGGUGCUGGUUGUUUGGAGUCUUUGACUCAACUGGCGGAGGACUCCGAUCAACUACGAGCAUUGUGCGACCGGAGGGUGUUCCAUGAGGCUCAUUCAGCUGUGUCCAGAGGCAGGCUGGGCGUGCGCAUCGCUCUAUUGCGGUUUAAAGAUGAGUCCCCGUUCUUCUGGAGGACGUUUCUUGGGGAUCUCGCGGACUCACUCGGAAGAGGUCGCUUGUCGCGGAAGGCGAUCAACUUGCUCGUGCAGCGCUUAAAGGGCGCGCGCGGCGUCGCCUCGAAACCGGUCGAGGGCGCGUUACCCGUAGAGGGCUGGCUCGAGCUCAAGAAGGGCUGGCGGUCGUAUUUGGAUGAAGAAGGUGCGUUGUACCUCUUCGACGACGCGGUGUUCGAAGGUAAGGUGCCUCAUGGUGCCGCCGUCCCGCUGGAUGCGACGACGCGAUUCGGGCGCUGGACCGUGGUCACGACGCGAAUGGACGAAUACGACGAGUGCGACCUCGCGGAGUUUGUGGCGACGGGGCGGUUCGCCUACAAUGUGCAAUGUGCGGGCUCGUUGACGCUGGCGCCGCGCCAGGGCCUCCGCAAGUGCCGGCCGCUCCAGCGCCUCGACGGAUUGACGAAGUCGCCGCGGCUCAGAGAUGUAGUGCCCGUGCCCGUCGGAAAGGGAGACCAGUGGGUCCGCGUCACUGUAAGUUUGAAUGUCAUGUACCUUUACUCACAAACGUCGAGAAGAAGCCCG